AUGCCUAAUCAGCAGUCAAGCAUACAGCCAGAUGAUAUCAUUAGUAAAGUGCGUUCUGGAUCAGAAAUAUCUAAUUAUCAUAUCGAAGUACCAGAUGAUGAUAAUGAAGAGGAUGUGGUGAUCCUUAGAGAAAGUCAUCAUAUUGCAUCAAAGCGACAGAGAGUCGAAGCACAUGAGACACUAGAACCUGGAGUGGAAGUUGUUGAGCCGAUGGAAAGUGGUGAUGUACAGACCACACGCGAGGGCGAGGCUAAUAAUGCUGUUGACACAACAGUAUUGCCUCUGGAAAACCCUAAAAAAAGGGAUGUCUCAUUGGUGGAACGUUUUACAGAAGAAGAAAUAGAAAUGCAUAUAAAGAGUCUCCACGAGGGAAGUGUUGAGCUCAAGGAUACUGAAACAUGUCAAUUGUGUGGCGACGGUCUACUCCUGUUUCCAGCACCACCACUCUACUGCUCGCUUUGCCCCAAACGCAUCGAAUACGAAGCUUCGUAUUACACCCCCCAGGAAACAAUAAACGGUGCGCAACAUCAAAUCUGUAAUCCAUGUUAUCGCAAAAAACGCAAGUUUACGUUAUCUGGAGUCACUAUCACAAAAGCCAAUUUGCUUAAACAUAAUAAUGACGCUAACAAUCAAGACAUAGAAGAGUGGGUUUGUUGUGAAACUUGCGAGAAAUGGCAGCAUCAGAUAUGUGGUCUUUACAAUCGUGAUAAAGACAUUGACAAAACCUCAGACUACAUUUGUCCUCAUUGCUUGUUAAAGGAGCGUAAGAGUAACAACAACAUGGGAUCAGUUCAUGAAAAUACGGACUUGGGGGCGAAAGAUUUGCCUGAAACCAUCCUAAGCGACUUUAUAGAGAAAAGGCUAAAGAGGCGGCUCAAAGAAGAAAGACACCAAACCGCAACUGCUACUGGAAAGAGCACUGAUGAUGUAUCAGUUCUAGAUGAUCUUACUCUCAGGGUCGUGUUCUCAGCUGACAAAAUCUCGCACGUCAACAAAACAUUUGUGGAUUUUCUUCACGACAAAGACUAUCCUAGUGAAUUCCCUUACAGAUCCAAGGUGAUUCUCCUGUUUCAGAAAGUUGAUGGAGUUGAUGUAUGCAUAUUUGCGUUGUUUGUCCAAGAGUUUGGAUCGGAAUGUAGCAAACCAAACAAACGCAGCGUAUACUUUAGACCCGAGAGAGUAACCUUCUCAGGAGAAGCUCUUCAAACUUUCGUUUAUCAUGAAAUAUUGAUUGGAUAUCUUGAGUACUGUAAGUUUCGAGGUUUCAUAACGGGUUAUAUAUGGGUGUGUCCACCUCCAGAAGGAGAAGACUUCGUUAUGUACUCUCAUCCUAAGACUCAGCAAACCCCCAAUCAUGAGAAUCUCCGUGAAUGGUAUAAGUCAAUGCUGGAUAAAGCCAAGAAGCAGAAGGUUGUGACGAAUGUUACAAACUUGUAUGAUCGGUUCUUCGUUUCGACAUGCAAUAAUAGUACAGCUGCACUGUUGCCUUACUUUGAAGGAUCUUUCUGGUCCGAUAAAGCUGAGAUUCUGAGUCAAGAAAUCGAGGAAAAUGGCAAUGAAAUUAUGGACGCUGAUGUUAAAAACAUUUGGCUGAUGCAAGAGCUUGGAGACCUGAUAUCAAACAAAAGAGAGAAUCUCAUCGUGGUGGAUUUGAAUUAUACAUGCACACGCUGCUCGAAGGCCAUAUUGUCUGGAUUGAGAUGGUUUUGCAGGAAGUGCGAGAAUCUUCAAUUGUGUCAAAGAUGUCAUGAUCAAGAAGAAGAACGUCCUGGGGAACACACAUAUACUAUGGAUGGGGAAGAGAAGCACUCGCUGUCAAAGGUCAAUAUGAACGUACAGCCUACAACAGAGGAUAAUGAUGUCAUCCUAGGAAACAACAAUACGUUCCAAACCAGACAAAUGUUCUUAAGUUUCUCUGAGAAGCAUAACUACAGCUUUGACACACUUCGACGCACCAAAUAUUCCUCUAUGAUGAUACUCCACCAUCUUCACGCUUCAAACGAACUUCACCACUCUCAGAUAUCCACUGGUGGUCUCCUUAAAGUGACUUGCAUGGGCUGCCAAAAGGAUGUUUCCAGAACGAUAUACUACACAUGUUUGGUCUCUUCAUGUAAUUAUCGAGCUUGCACUUCAUGCAAUAACAGCAACAACGUCCUUCCUCGGAUUCAUCUCUUUCCUGUAGUCCCUUCUAUUCAUGGAAUACCGCCUAUACCUAUAGGGGCUUUUGAGAUACUGGAAGCUUUGUUACAUGCACAUGCAUGCAAACAUACGAGCACUGGUUCUUGCUCGUACCCUAGAUGCAGUGAUGUCAAAACGUUAUUCAAUCAUAGUGAAGUGUGCGAAAAGCAGCGAGGAGCUUGUAACACUUGCACUAAUUUUAGGAUGAGGUAUGAAGGAGCAGUUCAAUAUGAGAGUUCUCAUGGUGUUGUUGUCUUUUCAGUUAAGGAUCUUGUUACUCUUCAAUAG
Molecule: messenger RNA, 2466 nt
Organism: Eruca vesicaria subsp. sativa (arugula)
Lineage: Eukaryota; Viridiplantae; Streptophyta; Magnoliopsida; Brassicales; Brassicaceae
Source: the annotation of a GenBank genome assembly